This is a messenger RNA of Cylicostephanus goldi, 660 nucleotides long. The record is from the annotation of a GenBank genome assembly. Lineage: Eukaryota; Metazoa; Nematoda; Chromadorea; Rhabditida; Strongylidae.
AUGCUACCACCACAAAUUCGAAGGCUAACCAUGGUUCAAGAUUUGAAACUUUCUAAUAACCCUCUUCAUCACUUUCAGUUGAAGCAGCUUCCCAGUAUGACUGCUUUGCGAGUGUUGCACAUGCGUAACACUAAUAGAACACUAGACAAUAUUCCACCAUCUUUAGACGAUUUGGAAAAUCUAGCGGUAGAUCAGGCAUUUAUGUUGCUAGCUGCUGAUGAUAUCGAUUUUGCUGAGAACAACCUACCAGCUGUGCCGGAAGCUCUCUUCAAACUGAAAAAUCUGCGAAAACUAGAUAUUAGCGGAAAUAAGAUCGAGACUUUUACAAUUCCGGAAGGCAGUUGGGAAUCGUUAGAGACAUUAAAUGUCAGCGGCAAUGAAAUGAAAGCCCUGCCCGAUGGCCUCGUUCGCUUGGUGAAACUGCAAAGACUUUAUGCUAGCGACAAUAAGCUGACAUUUGAAGGAAUUCCAAAAGGCAUUGGAAAACUAGUGCAAUUGCUUGUACUUCACCUGACGAGAAACAAUUUGGAACUGGUUCCGGAAGGCAUUACUCGCUGUGUUCGACUGCAAAGACUUCGACUGAAUCACAAUCGGCUCAUCACAUUACCUGAUGGAAUUCACCUACUACCUGAUCUCAAGGAACUUGAUCUCACUGAGUGA